AUCUCCUCACGCCUCCCCUUUUCUAUUUGUUUAAUAAACCCUCGUUCUUGCGAUUUUUAAAGGAGGCCAGAAGAUGAGACGAUCGUCAUCGAAGAAGGCCCAGCAGAGCUCCGUCAAUUCUUCUGCCACAAGCAAAGCGGUUUCAAAGGAAAUGGAGCGAAUUGACAACCUAUUCUAUGUUUAUGCGGAUAAGUCUUCUGGUAUGAUAGACCCUGAAGGUAUCGAGUCCUUCUGCUCCGAUGUGGAAGUAGAUCAUACUGAUGUCAGGAUACUCAUGCUUGCCUGGAAGAUGAAGGCUGAAAAGCAGGGAUAUUUUACUCUGGAAGAAUGGCGCAGAGGUCUAAAAGCACUUCGAGCAGAUACUAUCGCCAAACUAAAGAAGGCACUACCAGAAUUGGAGAAAGAGGUAUCGAGGCCUCAGAAUUUCCUCGAUUUCUAUUCAUAUUCAUUCCGUUAUUGUUUGACAGAGGACAAGCAGAAGAGUAUAGAUAUCGAGAGUGCUUGUGAACUACUGGAUCUAGUGUUAGGCUUUCAAUUUCGCCCGCAGGUGGGAAAACUUGUUGAAUACCUUAAGAGCCAGCAUGAAUACAAAGUAAUAAACAUGGAUCAGUGGAUGAGUUUUCUCCGGUUUUGUAAUGAGAUAAGCUUUCCGUCACUUGAUAAUUAUGACGAGGAACUUGCUUGGCCUUUGAUUUUGGACAAUUUUGUCGAUUGGAUGCGUGCGUAGCAAAAGCUUCUCCUCCUCUCUUUCUCCCAAAACUGUCUUGUUAUUUUCAGCUUCAAUUCAAAUUCUGUAGAGACGAAGAAUGAUAUAAUUAAGUUGUGGAGGAUUUACUGGUCGCUAUAAUUUCUCAACCGUCUUUUGAGAAGAUGCGCAGAAGUUAUCCAUUAUUAUUUUCUGAAAAAGCCUGUCGAGCUAUUCUUGAAGUCAAUUGUGCUCAUUCUGUAUCGAAUGGUUCUUUCUCCAGUAUUGAAUUGUCGAGCAGAGUUACUUUAUAUAAAGUUUGGAACAAUGAGAGUCGCAUUUUAAGAUUUGAAAUAAAAGUUAAGAGCUCAUUUAAUUUUGA
This is a messenger RNA of Asparagus officinalis (garden asparagus), 1067 nucleotides long. Its product is annotated as DCN1-like protein 4. Gene Ontology annotation, molecular function: ubiquitin-like protein binding; ubiquitin conjugating enzyme binding; cullin family protein binding. The transcript has 9 exons. Gene Ontology annotation, biological process: positive regulation of ubiquitin-protein transferase activity; protein neddylation. The record is from RefSeq and is a predicted model, not a curated record. Bases 74 to 727 code for a protein of 217 amino acids. NCBI's taxonomy places the organism in Eukaryota, Viridiplantae, Streptophyta, Magnoliopsida, Asparagales, Asparagaceae. Gene Ontology annotation, cellular component: ubiquitin ligase complex.